Messenger RNA from Paramuricea clavata, 6290 nucleotides. Lineage: Eukaryota; Metazoa; Cnidaria; Anthozoa; Malacalcyonacea; Plexauridae. The record is from the annotation of a GenBank genome assembly.
AUGGCGACAAACUUUGACAUGAACGAUAUGACCGUUGAACAACUUAUGGCGCUUGGUGAAAUAAUUGAUGAUAGCGAUUAUGAGGAAAAUCUUGAGGAUGAAGUGGAGAAACUCUAUGGGGACAAGUCCUACCGUGUUGCACCUAAGGACAAGGGAGAAAACCCCCUCAUGAAAGAAAAACUGUUCAUUGAUGAAGGUGAUCGCACUACGGAUCCUAAGAGGCCAAGGAGGCUCCCACUAAACUAUAAGGGCAAGAGAGGAAUAAUGCCGACAUGGAAAUAUUCCGAGAGACAGAAGGCAAAGGCCCUACUAGUUGAGGAGGCGUACCAGAGCCUACUAAGUAAAGGAGUUGAAGGCCUGCCACCAACAAUGGGAGGUAGAUGGAGAACGGAUGAUCCCCAGGUGAACGCGGAGAUGAAGAGGCUCGAAAACCUUAGGAACCCCAAGCGUCCUAGAGGUAGACCACCAAAGGUUAAGGCUGACAGUGAAGCCAAGGCCCCCAAAAGGAGAGGUAGACCACCAAAGGCUAAGGUAGCUGAAACACUAAAGGUUAAGGUCCCCAAACCACCAAAGGCUAAGGUAAGUAAAACACCAGAAGCUAAGGUCCCCAAGAGGAGAGGUAGACCACCAAAGGCUAAGGUAGCUGAAACACUGAAACCUAAGACUAGAAAACAAACAGUCGCGGAGAGGUUCAUAAGUCAGAACCGAAUAAAACUCUCAGUUCCCGCGGAUAGCGUUAUAACUCAGGUGGGACCAAAUAAGUUCACGGUGACUGUGGACCUCAGCAGAAAACCAACAAGGAAAGCUCCUGAGGUACCAAAGGGUGUGGCUCCGUGGAAACCUAGGGAAAGACCAGUUCCCAAACCAAGAACUGUAAUUCCUAGGGAAAGACCAGUUCCCAAGCCUAGGACUGUAAUUCCUAGGGAAAGACCAGUUCCCAAGCCUAGGACUAAAAAGCCAGUGCCUCCUCCAAAGUUAAGGAAGCCUGUGAAGGUAACCAAGGAAGUUGGGGAACAGCCGGUAGUGGUCGCACCAGAGGAACAUGAAAUCGAUCCUUUUGGAACAUACCUUGAGAAGCCAUCCUAUAGGAAAAUAGAAACUGCCGCAAAUGGUGCCGCUGUGACUUAUUCCAUAACUCCAAAUUAUAUGGAUCCCCUAGACCAGAUGACCGCGAGUAGGCAGGUGGUGAGGGGAAUAUUAGUAAAUGAGCUGAAGAGAAUGGGAGGUCUGAAAUAUACGGAAACCAUCAAGGUAAGAAUGUCGAAGGAAAUCGGAAAUGAUAAAACAAAGAAGGAUUCAAUAUACUUCAAGUCAAAAACAGGAACCGCAACCAACUUCGAGGACAUUGAAAGCACUGCCGCCCAGAACCAGCUGAGAAUCUUAUCUAGAAUUGAAACCUUCCAGAACUUAGGUUCAAACUGGAUCAUACUAAAUAUUGAGAGCCAUUACGUUAAUAUUGCGAUGUAUAAACCUCUAAAGGGUAGUUCAUAUAUGAAGUUACCCGCAGACAUCAGCAAUCCAAAAUGCGGCCUCAUAAAUAUGCAAAACAAUGACAAUAAAUGUUUUAUGUGGAGUCAUUUGAGACAUGUGAGACCAAGGGCUAGAAGAGCAACCACCAUAACACGGCAGGACAGAGAGUUCGCGAAAAACCUAAACUAUGAGGGAAUAGACUUCCCCGUGAAAAUAAGCGACAUUGAUAAAAUUGAGAGGAAGAACUCCAUAAGCAUAUCAGUGUUUGGUUAUAAGGGUAAGAAGCAGUUCUAUCCAAUUAGAAACUCCAAAACAAAAUAUGACGAGCAUAUGGAGCUGCUGCUGUUGGGUGACAACGACGGUGGUAACCACUACGUUCUAAUAAAGGAUGUAAACAGAAUGCUCUUCAGUGUUAGCGGAAACUCGAACAACAAACACUUCUGCCUACACUGCCUGCAUAGUUGCGUUAGUGAGGAGUCACUGGAAAAACAUCGUGAAACAUGUAUUGAGGUAAAUGGAACUCAAGCCACAAAGCUUCCGAGUGAGGGUACAAAAAUAAAGUUCAAAAACCAUAGGAACUCAAUGCCCGCACCAUUUGUAAUAUACGCCGAUUUUGAGUCCAUACUAGUUCCAGAAGAGAGAAAACUUGAAUCUGAAGACCCUGAGGACAAGAGUACUACAGAACUAUACCAGACCCACAAGGCCUGUAGUUUUGGGCUUAAAACAGUGUGCCACUACGAUGACCAGUACUCCGGUGAAUAUAUAAGCUACGUUGGUAAAGACGCCACAGUGGUCUUUUUGAAGACCGUACUGAAGGAGUCCAUUAAGUGCCGAGAGAUGGUAAACAAAAUAUUCAAGAAAAAGAUGGAAAUCACACCAGAGCAAGAAGCUGAGUUCUGGAUGACAAGGAACUGCUCCAUAUGUGGCAACGACUUAGGUGAUGACAGAGUGAGAGACCACGACCACGUAACUGGACUGUACCGUGGAGCUGCCCAUAAUAUGUGCAACCUAAAAUAUAGAAUCACAUGGAAAGUUCCAGUGGUCUUCCACAACCUAAGAGGUUAUGAUAGCCAUCUAAUAAUGCAGGAAAUCGGUAAGUUUAAGAUGAACAUCAACGUGGUCCCAAAUAACAUGGAAAAAUACAUUUCCUUCUCACUAGGUAAAAGUCUUGUGUUCAUUGACUCAAUACAAUUCAUGGCUUCUUCCCUGGAGGCACUUGUGAGUAACCUUUCACCUGAAGACUUCAAGAUAGUCGGUCAGCGGUGGCAAGGUGAGGACUUAGAUCUUGUGAGACAAAAAGGUAUAUUCCCUUAUGAAUACCUGGAUGACAUAAGUAAACUUGAUACUGAGGGACUUCCAAGUAAAGACAAAUUCUACUCAUCACUAUAUGAGUCUGAAGUGAAAGAAGAAGAUUACCAGAGAGCUCUAAAAGUCUGGGAUCACUUUAAGAUGAAAACAAUGAGAGACUACCACGAUCUCUACCUGGAGACUGACGUUCUUCUUCUAGCAGAUGUUUUUGAGAAUUUCAGGAGGACUUGUCUGGAAAACUAUAAGCUUGACCCUGCUUGGUGCUACAUAUCAGCACCAAGUCUAAGUUGGGACGCAUUCCUAAAACAGUCAGGAGAGGAAAUAGAAUUGGUAAGCGAUAUGGACAUGUUCCAGUUCUUUGAGAAGGGAAUGAGAGGUGGGAUAAGUCAUAUUGCCCACAGACACUCUACAGCAAACAAUAAGUACAUGGAAACGUAUGACGAAGAGGCUGAAAACAAGUUCCUUAUGUACCUCGAUGCCAACAAUUUAUAUGGCUGGGCAAUGUCUCAACCUCUACCAAACGGAGAGUUCGAGUGGGUCGAGGAAGUUGAUAAAAUAAACCUAGAUGACUACCUUGGAGACAGCGGAAGGAGUAUGGUCCUUGAGGUUGACAUGGAAUAUCCAGAAGAACUUCACGACCUACACAACGGUUAUCCUCUAGCCCCGGAGAGCAAGGAAAUAGAUGCCUCAAUGUUGUCGAACUACGCAAAGAGUAUUGCUGAGAAAUUCCAGCUUACGAUUGUAGGAGUAAGAAAACUGGUGAACUCGCUAGGUCCCAGGAAGAACUACGUCCUACAUGCCCGCAAUCUGAAACUUUACAUGGAGCUUGGAAUGAAACUUACGAAGAUCCAUAGAGCAGUCUCCUUCAAGCAGUCAACUUGGCUGAAAAACUAUAUUGACUUCAAUACUCAAAAACGGUCAGUAGCUAAAAAUGCGUUUGAGAAAAACUUCUUCAAACUUAUGAACAACUCCAUCUACGGAAAGACUAUGGAAAAUUUGAGGAAGAGAGUUGACGUAAAAUUGGUGUCAUCGGAAAAUGACCUCCUAAAACUUACAGCAUCACCGUGCUUCCAAUCACAUAGGAUUAUGAAUGAGAACUUAAUUGUGGUAAAGAGAAUGAAGGAAGUGUUAACUCUGAAUAAACCGUGCUACGUGGGAAUGAGCAUACUAGACUUAUCUAAGACCCUGAUGUACGACUUCCACUACAACACAAUCAAAAAGGAGUACGGUGACAAGUCGAAGCUCCUAUUCACAGACACUGAUAGUCUAAUGUACGAGAUCAAGACUGAUGACGUGUACAAGGACUUCAGGAGGAUAGGUAAGAAGCAGGACUGUUGGGACAACUCAGAUUAUCCGAAAGAUUCUCCAUAUUACUCAGCUCACAAUAAGAAGGUAAUUGGAAAGUUUAAGGAUGAAGCUGAAGGAGUACCAGUGAUUGAAUUCGUAGGGUUAAGGUCAAAGAUGUACUCCUACGUGAAGGAAAGUGGUGGAGGUGGAAUGACAGCGAAAGGUGUGAAAAAGUACGUGAUUAGAAACAAACUCACUCACGAAAACUUUAAGAACGUAAUCAAGACCAAGGGUAGGAUGAGACAUAAGAUGAACACGAUUAGAAGCAUCAAACAUAAAAUCGGAACUUACGAACUGAAGAAAAUUACACUCAGCUGUUUCGAUGACAAAAGAUACCUACUUGAAGAUGGUGUUACAAGUUACGCGUACGGACACCACUCAAUAGGAGAAGUGAAGGCCGAGGUGGUGAUUGAAGAAAAAGUGGAACCAAGAUGUGUACUAGAAAGGGUUGAAACUCAGAGUGAAUACUGUAGACUCGAGGAAGCAGUAGAACUCUACGAAGGCUCUCCUUGGGAAAAUCUAGAACUAAAAGAAGAGAAACAUAUUCCCAGACCAGAAUACAAAGUAGUGAUUCCCCUAAAGAGGUUUAAGUUCAAGAAACCAACACCAUUGAGGGUAGUCAUAACUGAUGAGAAUCAUCUAAGGAAAAACUACGACAUAUUACCAAAAGAUGAAAAGAAAUAUUUAAGAAUGGUGUUGGGAGAGAAAGCGGAGUCGUUGGGCGUUCAGGUAAUCAGAACGCCUGGAAGUAAUAAGUUGACUGCAAUUGGAUUUUGAGUAAAUUGUUAAAUAGAGAAUUUAGAGAUUGGAUGAAAGUCGACUGGAAAUAAUAGAAAAAAAUAAGGUAAAAAAGACCAGAAAAAAUGGUCUAGAAAAAUAUGAGCCCGCGUUUUUCGGGGAAAAUAUGGAAACCGCUGACCGGAAGUUGGGUGAGAUCGCGGGCCGAAAAAGUGGUCUAGAACCCUCAGUUCCUAUACUACUAGUUUCGACAUAGUUAAUAAAUAUGUAUGAAAUAGUUAAAACAUAGUGACAAUAUAGGUAUAAAGAUGUAAUAAAUAGUUGAAAUGAGUUUCAACUAAGUUUAAAAUAGUCAAUAAAUAGUCGAAAAAUAGUGAUAUUAUAGUUUAAAAAUAGAUAAUAAAUAGUUCAAAAAUAGUGAUAAUAUAGUUUAAAAAUAGAUAAUAAAUAGUUCAAAAAUAGUGAUAUUAUAGUUUAAAAAUAGAUAAUAAAUAGUUCAUAAAUAGUGAUGAUAUAGUUUAAAAAUAGAUAAUAAAUAGUUCAAAAAUAGUGAUAUUAUAGUUUAAAAAUAGAUAAUACAUAGUUCAAAAAUAGUGAUAAUAUAGUUUAAAAAUAGAUAAUAAAUAGUUAAAAUACAUCCCAGCUUGUUAAAAAAUAGAUAAUAAAUAGUGGAUAUAAUAUUGCCCAAAUAGAUUAAAAAUAGUUAAAAAAUAGUAAUAACAUAUUAAAUAAAUAUUUAAAAUAUGUCCUGUUAAUACAGUUAAAAUAGUUAUUAAAUAUAGUGUAUACAAUUACAUAUAGCCUAUAAAUAUUUUUAAAAUAUAUUAUAAAUACCAGUAGUUAAAACAUAGAUAAUAAAAAGUUAAAACAUAUAAUGUAAAUAGUCUUUAAAUAAAAUAUAAUUAGUAAAAAAAAUUGAGAACAAGUGUAGAAGUGCUGAAACAUCAGAGGCUAUUACAGACCUUACUUUAGUAUUUACCGUCUGUAAAUUCCAGACAAUUUUACUUAUCAGUAGGUAGAGGUCUGUCAAUAAAUGAGUUAAAAAUCUGUAGUUAGCAGUCUCUUUGGUAGCCAAAUAGUUAAGUAUAUACAUACGGUAACUUGGCUGGAGACAGGGCAGAAAAAAAGCAAGAACAUCAUGUAACAUCAAGAAUAGGGCGAAGCUCAGCUGCAGCUAGUUCAGGCCUUCUUUACAGGUUAGAAAAAACAUUUAUAUAUUUGAAUAAUACCCUGAAUCUAGCUGGAUAUUUUUCAACUAUCCAACAUAUACCCUGUAUGGAGCUGCAUAGCAAAAACAUUCUAUCCUGCACACCCUACAAAGAACUUCAUUCUUCAAGUAAGGUAAGAGCAAAUUGCUCCUUUAUAGGUGUUAAUAUUUAGGUGAGAUAUGGGCGAACAUGCCACAGUCGGUAAGUAAAAUUGUCUAG